GUGUUCUCUUUUUGCUCAUGCAGUCUAAUGAAAUGCUUCCUAACCAGAUCAUACUCUUCCUUUCAUGAAUCUCUGCCUUUAAUGAGAAAGAUCAUAGUUUGUCACCAGCAGUUUGAGUGCCUAAGAUUUACUUUGCUUUCUUUUUGUAGGUGUUUUGACCAUAUCAACACAACGGGAGGCAGAAAUGAAGUGCAAAGGCAUGAGCACAUGGCCGAAGGCAGGCAAGUCUUCUCCUGCAGUCCAGUUUCAGAGCAUCCUGUUGGUGAAAAUGGUUUUUGUCAUGCUCAAGCUUCGACAGAGACCAUAUUCUGUAGGACUGCAAAUCCUUCUCCUGGCCUGAAAGGGUCUCGUUUUCCUACUUCACCUGUGCAUUCCGGUUCAUUUGGUUUAUCCCCAACAUCCCCACCCCGCUGACAAGAUAAUUUGCCCAGCUCACCUCAUCCCCUACCUCUUCUGCCAAGCUCUCCGGGCAGUUCUCAUUCUCCAUCUUCUUCCUCUUCACUAUCUCCAAAGACACAGUGGAAGAAAGGGCAAUUGCUCGGCAGGGGUACUUUUGGUCAUGUCUAUCUUGGAUUCAGCAGUGAAAGUGGUCAGAUGUGUGCCAUCAAAGAGGUCAAAGAUAUUUUCGACGAUGCAAAUUCCAAGGAAUCUCUUAAACAACUGAACCAGGAAAUAGUUUUACUUAGUCAGCUCUCACAUCCCAAUAUUGUGCAGUACUAUGGCAGUGAGCUGGUCGAAGACACUCUGUUUAUCUUGAGUAUGUCUGGAGGUUCUAUACACAAGAUACUUCAAGAAUAUGGUGCUUUUGGGGAAACAUUAAUUCGCAACUACACUGCUCAAGUACUUUCUGGACUUGCCUACUUAAAUGGGAGGACUACUGUACACAGGUACUUGGCCACAUAAGUUUCAUGUCACAUGUAUUGCUGAUAAGCCGUCUUGUGUGUUUUCCCCUCAUCUAUAGUCCAUGAAAUGGAAUCUAAUCUUGCCGAGAUAUUAAAGGGGCAAACAUACUGGUAGAUCCUAAUGGUGAAAUCAAACUGGCUGAUU
Zingiber officinale is the source of this 1047-nucleotide messenger RNA. RefSeq names its product mitogen-activated protein kinase kinase kinase 3-like. The transcript is spliced from 4 exons. NCBI's taxonomy places the organism in Eukaryota, Viridiplantae, Streptophyta, Magnoliopsida, Zingiberales, Zingiberaceae. Gene Ontology annotation, biological process: protein phosphorylation. The record is from RefSeq and is a predicted model, not a curated record. Gene Ontology annotation, molecular function: protein kinase activity; ATP binding. The coding region runs from base 595 to 903 and encodes 102 amino acids.